Molecule: messenger RNA, 6004 nt
Organism: Phyllostomus discolor (pale spear-nosed bat)
Lineage: Eukaryota; Metazoa; Chordata; Mammalia; Chiroptera; Phyllostomidae
Gene: AARS2
Product: alanyl-tRNA synthetase 2, mitochondrial
Exons: 22
Coding region: 2490-5693 (1067 amino acids)
Biological process (GO): alanyl-tRNA aminoacylation; tRNA modification
Cellular component (GO): mitochondrion; cytoplasm
Molecular function (GO): alanine-tRNA ligase activity; nucleic acid binding; aminoacyl-tRNA deacylase activity
Source: RefSeq, a predicted model, not a curated record
GUAAGGGUAAAAAUUCCCUUGUGUCUCUUCUAACCUUCAGUCCAGGACAGAAUGCAUCACUGACCUCAGGUUCCUGCUGUCAAAGCCAAUGGGGAAAUCAGGAAGGGCAAUUUCCAUUCCCAGAGUAAGGGUGUGGCUCCUUUGAAUAAUGUGAAAAGGGAGGGUCCAAAGAAUGGGCACCAUGGAACCGCAGGAUAAUUAAGUCAAAUGGUAACAUAAGGGUAAUUCUAGACCCAGGGAAGGCAGCACCCAAAUCCAGCUGAACAAGCUCCCAGGAAAUAGACCCCACUUGCGUUUUAAACUUCAAAAUGAAAAUCCUACUAAGUCAGUGGGUAAGUACUCCUGGGAGAAGUUCCCAGAUCAGUAACUCCCCAGUCUUAUAAGUUCUUUCCAUCUCCAUCUAUCUUGGGAAACUGCAGACCCCAAGUUUAACUUGCCUGACUGGCGAAUCAGAACAGACACAUCCCAGUCCUAAGAGAACCACUCCGCUUCACUGGGAAAUAUUAAAAAGACUGACUUACCAAAGAACACCACAAAGAAAAGAAAAUGAUCAUGUGUUUAAUGGCAAGGAUGAAAUAGUUAGACGAGGGAAAAACCCUUCUUCAAACAGAAAACUCAAAAAACACGGAUCGAAAAAUCCAUGAGACAUGCUACAACAUGGAUAAACUUUGAAAACAUUAUGCUAUAUGAAAGAAGCCAGUCACAAAGGACUAUAUAUUAUAUGGUUGCAUUUAUAUGAAAUGUUCAGAAUAGGCAAAUGCACAGAGACAGAGAGUAGAUUAAUGGUUGCCUAGGGCCGGGAGGGAUUGGGGGAUUAGGUUAAUGGAUAAGAGAUAGGAGUUACUUUUGGGGAUAAUGAAAAUGUUCUAAAAUUAAUUGUGGUGAUGGAUGACAAUUCUACGAAUGUACUAAAAGUCACUAAACAUACAUUUCAAAUAGGUGAGUUGUAUGGUAUAUGAAUUAUAUUUCAACAAAGCUGUUUGAGAAUAAUCCAUGGCUCCACACUAGUUCUACAUUAAUCUUAAAACAUGUAGUUCCGCUCUGGCUGGUGUGGCUCAGUGGACUGAGUGCAGGCCUGUGAACCAAAGGGUUGCUGGUUCAAUUCCCAGUCAGGGCACAUGCCUGGGUUGCAAGCCUGGCCCCUAGUGGGGGGCACACAAGAGGCAACCACACAUUGAUGCUUCUCUCCCUCUCUUUCUCCUUCCCUUUGCCUCUCUCUAAAAAUAAAUAAAUAAAAUCUUAAAAAAAAAAAAAAAAGCAUGUAGUUCCUACUAUAAUGCAAAACCUGCCUGGGCAAAAUCUGGGGGGGAAAAAAAAAGUUGACAUCAGUACUAGGUAGAGGCCCCAGCUAGAUUUCCCUAGCAAAACACUCCCAUCUUAGUUUGGGGAAGAAUUUUACAGUCUUGUCUCAAAAUCAUCAGUCUCAUGGAAAUCCCCAUCUAGCUUUAGGUUCCUGUUUCAAAAACACUGGAAAAACCAAAACAGGCAAAACACACUUUCAAAACACCUUUACAUAGACAAGGGAAGAAACAGAGGAUCACGGGACAGAUCAGAAUACAAAGUUAAAAAUUCACUAUUAUAGAAACUCAAGUUCAGAAAAGACUACAGAUUUCCCAAGGAAGCUGUGUUUCAAAAGUCCCUAAAUAAUUCACAAAGAAUAGUAGCCAAAAGAACCCACCUGAUGGCUGAGGCCUUAUAAGUGACCACACUGACCUCAGCUCUUCUGCCCCUAUUGGAUUUUCAUCUUGACAAUUCUCUUCUCAACCUGUUUAAUUUCCCAAACCAAAACCAGAGGGUAUCGUGAGGAGCCCUGCGAGGACUCUGGGCUGCACCCACAAGGGCCUGGGUGGGCCUCAUGGUCACAGCUGUCACUCUGGAAAGUAAAACAGAAGGGGGAGAUGGAACACUAUCCCUCUUACCCUAAAGCAAAACAUACAAAACCCUAGGGGCAUUGGGAUGCUCAGAGAGAGAGCUAUCUCUACAGCUAUCAGCCGACAGCUCCGUCCUGCCCUGACAAACACGAUUCUCUCCAAUCUCCAGGCAAAUAAAUUAAAAGACCAAAUGUUAUUAAUUAAUUAAUAAUGGAGCAGAUGCUGUUUGGCUUCUGCCUCUCUGCUAGACUCCCGUUCUAAGGAGUCUGCUUCAGUCCCUAAAAACAAAAAAGCGAUUUCCAAUGUCAAGGACACAGGGAACUGGCAAGUACCUGGAAGAGUGCUGGGAACAUAACAGGUAUUCAAUAAAUUCGUUGAAUGCCCCUUGACUGAAUGCCGAUAUUACCUCCCUCCACCUCUGGCCUUCUUCCCUCAACCUGGAAGCGCGCACGCGCGCGCGCGCGCGAAGUUCAACCCACGCCUGUUCACUCCAGCUCCAUUUGUACAUAACCUUGCAAAAGUAAUAAAAUUAACAAUUACUGCUACAAUACAGGUUUAUGGGGGCAGGAAUUUCUGUUAAUUCUGUUACUAACGUACCUUGAGUGCUUAAAACAAUGUAUGGCACAUAACAGGCUCUCAAUGAAUAUUUGCUUAAUGCCGAAUGAAUUAAGGGCCUACAAUGUGCCAGGCCGUUCACACUCCCGCAAAGGUUCCCUUCACAAUCAUUUCCAAAUGGCGGCACAGGCCGCCUGGAGUCCUCCCACCACGAGGAGCCGCUAUAGGAAACGCCCAGCUUCCUUCCCAUGUUACCAUUUAUCCCCCGCGGUGCCCUUUGACCCCGCAAAUUCUCUGCCCCAAGUUAAGAUGGCGGCGUCGGUGGCAGCUGCAGUCGGUGGACUGCGGCGGGCCAUUCGAAGGUCGCCCUCAUGGCUGGGCCCCAGCCGACGGCCGCUCUCAUCCAAGCCCCCUCCAACCCAAGCAACGGCCGUACGUGACGCUUUCCUGAGCUUCUUUCGGGACCGCCAUGGCCACCGACUGGUACCAUCGGCUUCCGUGCGACCCCGCGGCGAUCCCAGUUUACUUUUCGUCAAUGCUGGAAUGAACCAGUUCAAGCCUAUCUUCCUGGGCACUGUGGAUCCACGAAGUGAGAUGGCAGGCUUCCGACGUGUGGCCAACAGCCAGAAAUGUGUGAGGGCUGGAGGACGCCACAGUGACCUAGAGGAUGUGGGCCGAGACCUUUCUCAUCAUACCUUCUUUGAGAUGCUUGGCAAUUGGGCAUUUGGGGGUGAAUAUUUUAAGGUGGAGGCUUGCAGCAUGGCCUGGGAGCUGCUGACUCAGGUCUAUCAGAUCCCUGAGGACAGGCUAUGGGUCUCCUACUUUGGUGGUGACCCCAAGGCAGGGCUGGACCCAGACCUAGAGAGCAGGGACAUCUGGCUCAGCUUAGGGGUGCCUGCCAGCCAUGUGCUUUCCUUCGGACCACAAGAGAACUUCUGGGAGAUGGGGGAUACUGGCCCUUGUGGGCCCUGUACAGAGAUCCACUAUGAUCUGGCUGGUGGGGUAGGAGCCCCCCAGCUGGUGGAGCUUUGGAAUCUGGUCUUCAUGCAGUACAACAGAGAGGCGGAUGGAAGUCUGCAACCCCUGCCCCAGCGGCACGUGGACACGGGAAUGGGCCUGGAAAGGCUGGUAGCUGUGCUGCAAGGCAGACGCUCCACCUACGACACUGACCUCUUUUCCCCGCUGCUCAACGCUAUACACCAGGGCUGCGGGGCACCCCCUUACUUGGGCCGGGUAGGGGCAGCCGACGAGGGCCGCACAGACAUGGCAUACCGCGUAGUGGCUGAUCACAUUCGCACACUUAGCAUCUGCAUUGCUGAUGGUGUCUCCACUGGAAUGUCAGGCGCCCCGCUGGUUCUUCGUCGCAUCCUCCGUCGAGCAGUGCGGUUCUCUACAGAGGUGUUGCGGGCACCUCCUGGCUUCCUGGGCAGCCUUGUACCUGUAGUGGUGGAGACACUGGGAGACACUUAUCCGGAACUACAGAAGAACUCAGCCCAGAUAGCCAACCUGGUGUCGGAGGAUGAGGCAGCCUUCCUGGCCUCCCUGCAGCGGGGUCGUCGGAUCAUCGACCGGACCCUGAGGCGUCUGGGACCUUCUGAAGUCUUCCCUGCCGAAGUGGCCUGGUCCUUGUCAAUGUCUGGGGACCUGGGGCUCCCCCUGGACCUGGUAGAGCUGAUGCUGGAGGAGAAGGGGGUGCAGCUGGACUCGGCUGGGCUGGCACGGCUGGCACAGGAGGAAGCCCAGCACCGGGCCCAGCAGGCUGAGGCAGUUGAGGAGCAGAGACUGAGGCUUGACAUCCAUGCAUUGGGGGAGCUGCAGCGCCGAGGUGUGCCUCCAACCGAUGACAGCCCCAAGUACAACUACCGCCUUCUCCCCAGCGGGGGUUACGAGUUUGGCCCCUGCGAGGCCCAGGUGCUCCAGCUGUACACAGAGGAUGGGAGAGCUGUGGCCUCCGUUGGGGAAGGCCAGCGCUGUGGCCUCCUCUUAGACAGGACCAAUUUCUACGCUGAACAAGGGGGUCAGGCUUCAGACCGAGGUUACCUGGUACGGCUGGAGCAGCAGGAUGUGCUGUUCCCCGUGGCCCGGGCCCAGGUCUGUGGAGGCUUCAUCCUCCAUGAGGCUGUGGCCCCUGAGUGCUUGAAGGUGGGGGACCAGGUGCAGUUGCACGUGGAUAAGGCCUGGCGUCUGGGCUGCAUGGAGAAGCACACGGCCACUCACCUGCUAAACUGGGCACUGCGGCGAUCUCUGGGCCCUGGCACAGAGCAGCGAGGCUCCCAUCUGAGUCCCGAGCGGCUGCGCUUUGACGUGGCCACCCAGGCCCCACUGACCCCAGAGCAGCUCCAGGCAGUGGAGAGUGCUGUGCAGGAGGCUGUGAGGCAGGAUGAGGCCGUGUACAUGGAGGAGGUAGCCCUGGCACACACCGCACAUGUCCCUGGCCUGCGCUGUCUGGAUGAGGUCUACCCAGACCCCGUGCGGGUGGUGUCAGUGGGGGUGCCUGUGGCCCGUGCACUGGACCCAGCCUCUCAAGCUGCACUGCAGACCUCAGUGGAACUGUGCUGUGGGACGCACCUGCUGCGCACGGGGGCUGUAGGGGACCUGGUCAUCAUCGGGGAGCGCCAGCUCGCCAAGGGCACCACCCGUCUGCUGGCCAUCACUGGGGAGCAGGCCCAGCAGGCACGAGAAGUGGGCCAGGGCCUGGCCCAGGAGGUGGAAGCAGCCACAGAGCGGCUGAGUCGGGGCAGCCGGGAUGUGGUGGAGGCUCAGCGGCUGUCCAAGGACAUGGGACGACUCACUGAUGCUGUGGACACUGCUGUGAUGCCCCAGUGGCAGCGGCGGAAGCUGCAGGCUGCACUGAAGGUGCUGCAACGGCGUGCCAACACUGCUGUCCGGAAGCUGGAAAUGAGGCAGGCUGCACAGAAAACGCAGGAGCUGCUGCAGCGGCACUCAGAGGGGCCCCUGAUUGUGGACACAGUUUCCACUGAGUCCCUCUCAGUGCUGGUGAAGGUGGUCCGGCAGCUGUGUGAGCAAGUGCCCAGCACAUCCGUGCUACUACUCAGCCCUCAGCCCCUGGGGCAUGUGCUGUGUGCCUGUCAGGUGGCCCAGAGUCCCACACCAGCUUUCACAGCAGAGGCCUGGGCGCUGGCCGUGUGCAGCCACAUGGGGGGCAAGGCCUGGGGCUCUCGAGUGGUUGCCCAGGGCACCGGAAGCACUGCUGACCUGGAAGCUGCCCUCAGUACAGCCCGAGCCUACGCCCUCAAUCAGCUCUGACCCAGGGACUCACAUAGACUAAAGAGACAGGCCAGUGACAGAUACAGGUCAGUUGCUGACUAUGGCGAGAACCAAUCAAACAAAACUUCCUGAAGGAACCAGCAGAACCCCCCUGGAGACUGAAGGGGAGGACUAGAGGCCGGAGGCCAAGCAGCUGAGCUGAAGAGAGCCAGCCUGGGUUGGGUCCUGCCUGGACACCAGGAGAUGUGGGCCGGCCAAGCCAGAAGUGGGGCCAGAGACACCCACACUAAGUGAAUGUGAAAACAUGGGCUGUCCUAGCUGUGACUGUUCAUUAAAAAGUAUUUCCCCCA